Vigna unguiculata (cowpea) is the source of this 914-nucleotide messenger RNA. RefSeq names its product vacuolar protein-sorting-associated protein 37 homolog 1-like. Gene Ontology annotation, cellular component: ESCRT I complex. Gene Ontology annotation, biological process: protein targeting to vacuole; protein targeting to membrane; ubiquitin-dependent protein catabolic process via the multivesicular body sorting pathway. The record is from RefSeq and is a predicted model, not a curated record. NCBI's taxonomy places the organism in Eukaryota, Viridiplantae, Streptophyta, Magnoliopsida, Fabales, Fabaceae.
UGACAACGACAAAGCGCAACGCGUAGCGGAAGUCAUAAGAAAAAGAGACAUUAAUUUCAGAGCUCCCAACCAAAAACAGCGCAAAACCUCGUUGGUUCCGAAGCUUGAAACAGAACCAUGUCCACUAGAUUCCGGGGAUCACAGGAACACCAACAUGGUUCUUCUUCCACCACCCAUGAUGGACCUGUUGCUACUUUGAAGAAUAAAAGUGUUGAUGAGUUGCGGAAGCUUUUGUCUAACAAAGACGCAUAUCAGCAGUUUUUACAUUCACUGGAGGAGGUCAAGAUUCAAAAUCAUGUGAAUGAUGAACUUUGCAAGGAGAAUCUGCAGCUUGCUGAGGAAAAUCUACGAAAAGAACCUCGCAUUGUGGAACUCAGGAACCAGUAUAGAAUAAUUUGUACGACUGAGUUAGCUGCUGCUCAAGAGAAAUUAAACGAGCUUUACAGGGAGAAAGAAAAAAUAAUUAAGUUGAAUUCCCCACUGUACCUUCUCCAAAGGAUUCAAGAUGCUAUGAAUAAGACAGAUGAGGAAUCCGAAAAUCUGCACCAUCAAUUCCUUGACAGAGAGAUUGAACUUGGAGCCUUUUUGCAGAAAUACAAAAAACUACGUAGCGCUUACCACAGGAAAAGUCUAAUAAAUCUUGCAGCUAAAACAUCAAAUAUCUGAACAUCACAUAAGAAUAUCCAGAAUUAGGAAUGUAACUUGUUUGUAGAGCCUCUAAUUGAUUUUCUGUUCGUUCUUGCCAAUACAGUAGUCAUAUAUGUCAAUAUUUAAGUAGUUUCAGACCAUCUGAAAAAUAGUACACAAUCUUCUCUUAUUUGGCUCCUGCGUUAUUUUCAUCAAUAAGAUUUUCCAAAGGCUAUGUGUUGUAUUGUAAUUAUCAUCGCUAUUAUAGGAUCCAACUUGUGUUUGAA